Hypomesus transpacificus is the source of this 1015-nucleotide messenger RNA. RefSeq names its product mitochondrial ribosomal protein S10 (gene mrps10). Lineage: Eukaryota; Metazoa; Chordata; Actinopteri; Osmeriformes; Osmeridae. The coding region runs from base 18 to 629 and encodes 203 amino acids. The transcript is spliced from 7 exons. The record is from RefSeq and is a predicted model, not a curated record. Gene Ontology annotation, molecular function: structural constituent of ribosome. Gene Ontology annotation, cellular component: mitochondrion; ribosome; mitochondrial small ribosomal subunit. Gene Ontology annotation, biological process: translation.
GCCACUUUAAAAGAAUCAUGGCUACCCCCAUGGCUGUUGGUCGAAACAUUCGCACUGCAGCAAGGAUAUUCGUUGGAAUCUCACAAUCGGGACCACGCUCUUUAAAUGCCUACAGAGGGCAAACACAAUGCACAAUUAUUCGCAGGCUUCCUUUGACGUCGACCGCAUGCAUCCACACUGGAAGGCUCUCUGCAUCAAUCCCGUCUUUGGUGACAGAAACAAAGGAGCCGGAUGUACUUUUCCAGAAGGUGUCUGUGCUGGUGAAGGGCCAUGAGAAGGCCGUCCUGGACAGUUAUGAGUUUUUUGUUUCUUUGGCAGCCAAAGAGCUGGGCAUCACUCUGGGCAAAGUAUUUGAGCCUCCCAAAAAUAUCGAAAAAUUUACACUGCUCAAGUCUGUCCACAUCUUCAAGAAGCACAGAGUCCAAUAUGAGAUGAGGACACACUAUCGGUGUAUUGAGCUGUGUCAUGUGACAGGCUGCACAGCAGAUGUGUAUCUGGAGUACAUCCAGAGGAAUCUACCAGAGGGCGUGGCCAUGGAAGUAACCAAGACCGCCAUGGAAAAGAUUCCUAAACACAUCAUGGAACCAAUGUGGAAGGACCUGACCUCUGAAGAGAAGCCCAGCCAGUAAGAAUGGAGUGAACAGAGUAGCUGUUCAUUCUCUGGAUGCUCUUAGAAGUCAAUAGUCAUCAAACCUCCAACUUUCUUGUAGAGAUCAACAGAAGGUGAUUGUUCUAAACAUGUAUAUUAAUACAUUCUGGUUUUGGACAUCAGAAUUAUAAACACCUCUGCACUCCCCCUAGUGACAGCAUUGGUGAACAAGCAAGAUAACAUGUAAGCUGCAAGGAUCGCAUCCGUCAAAUAUACAAUUACUCAACUUUUUCAGUUGUCUGCUGUUGACUUCAUACCAGAGGUUGCUAACAUGCAGCUUAUUUGAAUAGGUUUAUUGUUUUUCAAGUAUGAUGUGAGACUGAAUUAUGUAAAAAAAAAAAUGUUUGUUAAUAAAGUGUAUAUAUA